UUGCCGAUCCGAGCGCGUCCGUAGGGUGGGCCGGGGGCCGAGCACCUGGGGACACGGGUGCGCCCCAAAGUGCCAGUUACAGAUCCGAGAAGGUUCCCGGCAAUCGGGGUGUCUCUGUCUUCUUAGGUUCACGUUCUUGUUUCGUUUCGCCCUUCUUUCCCUAUUUGCUGUUUCUCAAAACAUUUUUCUCUCGCCUCUUUGAAUUUCUGACUGAACCAUGGCGACAACUCCUGCUGCUGCCUUUGAGGCCCUCAUGGAUGGAGUGACAAGCUGGGAUGUCCCUAAAGGCCCCAUCCCCAGUGAACUCCUUCUAACUGGAGAGGCUGCCUUCCCGGUGAUGGUGAAUGAUCAGGGCCAGGUCCUCAUCGCUGCGUCCGCCUAUGGCCGAGGCCGCCUUGUGGUUGUGUCCCAUGAGGGCUACCUGCUGGACGCCGGCUUGGCCCCAUUUUUUCUCAAUGCAGUGGGCUGGCUCUGUCCCUCUCCUGGGGCUCCCGUUGGAGUGCACCCAUCCCUGGCAUCACUAGCAAACAUCCUGCAGGGCUCUGGGGUCGAGGCACAGAUUCAGCCAGAACCGAGAGAAGCCCUGGGGGUUUACUGCAUCAAUGCCUACAAUGACACCAUGACUGCAGAGCUGAUCCAGUUUGUGAAACGUGGAGGGGGGCUGCUCAUGGGGGGGCAAGCCUGGCAUUGGGCCAGUCAGCAUGGUCAUGACAAGGUGCUGUCCAAGUUCCCAGGGAACCAGGUGACCAGUGUGGCUGGGGUGUACUUCACUGACACCUAUGGGGACAGAAGCCGGUUCAAGGUCUCUAAGAAGGUGCCCAAGAUCCCUCUCCAGGUCAGGUUUGGGGAGGACCUCAGGCAGGAUCAGCGGGAGCUCCUGGAAGGGAUCUCAAAGCUGGACAUCAAGACAGGAGGAAUCCCCUCGCAGCUGCUGGUGCAUGGGGCGCUGGCCUUCCCCCUGGGCUUAGAUGCCUCUCUCGGCUGCUUCCUGGCAGCUGCCCGCUAUGGCCGGGGCCGUGUGGUUCUGGCUGCCCACGAGGGCAUGCUCUGUACGCCCAAGAUGGGGCCCUUUUUGCUCAAUGCUGUGCGCUGGCUGGCCAGAGGCCAGACGAGCAAAGUUGGGGUGAACACAUGUCUAAAACAUCUGUGUGCCCUGCUGUCAGAGCAUGGCCUGGAAUGCAGUCUGGAGCCCCACCUGACUGCUGACUUGAGUGUCUACUGCUGUGUGGCUUACAGUGACAAGGAGGCUAAGCAGCUGCAGGAGUUUGUGGCUGAGGGUGGGGGCUUGCUGAUCGGGGGCCAGGCCUGGUGGUGGGCCUCCCAGAACCCCGGCCGCUCCACUUUGGCUAGUUUCCCUGGUAACAUCAUACUCAACUGCUUUGGCCUCAGUAUCCUAGCUCAGACUCUGGACCCAGGCUGUUUCCCUGUCCCUACCCCUGAGAAGCAGAGCUACCACUUCCGCAAGGCACUGUCUGAAUUCCAGCUUAUCGUGAAGCAUGGGGGUGGGACCUUGGAAAAGAGCUGGCUGGCAAAACUGGGAGCAGAUGGGGCGGGCUUCCUGCAGAUCCCCGCAGAGGGGGUCCCUGCUUAUGCCUCCUUGCACCGGCUCCUGAGGAAGAUGCUGCAUCUGUCGGGCCUCCCAGCUGUGAGCAGGGAAAACCCAGUUGCCAGUGACUCCUAUGAGGCUGCACUGCUCUGCCUGGCCACGGAGCUGGCACGCUCCGGCACAGACUGCUCUCAGCUGGCACAGGGGCUUGGAACCUGGUCUUGCAGCUCCAGUUCGUACCCCUCAGAACACGCCAUCACAGUGGAGAUUGAUGGAAGCAACCCAGGCAGCGGUGAUUCCUGGGUGAGUACGGGGCUCUACCUCCCAAAUGGACAAAAUGCAGAAGUCUCCUUGCCUGAAGCUGCAGUCUUUGCUGGCCUGAAGGUACAGAUUGGCUGCCACACCGAUGACUUGACGAGUGCCAGCAAGCUGUCUCGAGCCCCUGUGGUGACUCACCAGUGCUGCAUGGAUAGGACCAAACGGUCAAUCUCCUGCCUCUGGGGUGGGCUUCUCUAUGUCAUCGUGCCCAAGGGCAAUAAACUGGGCCCCGUGUCCGUCACCAUCAAGAGGGCUGUGCCUGCCCCAUAUUACAGGCUGGGUAAGACAUCCCUGGAGGAGUGGAAGAGGCGUAUCCAGGAGAGCACAGCUCCCUGGGGAGAGCUGGCAACAGACAACAUCAUCUUGACGGUGCCAACUGCAGACCUCCAGGCUCUGGAGGACCCCGAAUCUUUACUCCACCUCUGGGAUGAGAUGAUGCGGGCUAUAGCCAGGCUGGCAGCCCAGCCCUUUCCUUUCCUCCGUCCAGAGAGGAUUGUUGCUGAUGUGCAGAUCUCAGCCGGCUGGAUGCACUCAGGAUACCCUAUCAUGUGCCACCUGCAGUCAGUGCAGGAGCUCAUCGGUGAGACGGGCAUGAGAAGCAGAGGUCUGUGGGGUGCCAUCCACGAGCUGGGCCACAACCAGCAGCGGCACGGGUGGGAGUUCCCCCCGCACACCACCGAGGCCACCUGCAACCUCUGGUCAGUCUAUGUGCACGAGACGGUCCUGCACAUCCCCAGGGCUCAGGCCCACCCAGCUCUGAGUCCUUCAGAACGAGAGAAAAGGAUCAAAACACACCUGGGAAAGGGAGCGCCCCUGAAUGACUGGAAUGUGUGGACAGCUCUGGAAACGUAUCUAAAGCUCCAGGAGGCCUUUGGAUGGGAGCCAUUCACCCAGCUCUUUGCUGAGUACCAGACCCUCUCUGACAUCCCCAAAGACAACACUGGCAAGAUGAAUCUGUGGGUGAAGAAGUUCUCUGAAAGGGUGCAGAAGAAUCUGGCUCCUUUCUUUGAGGCCUGGGGCUGGCCCGUCCAGAAGGAAGUGGCUGCGAGCCUGGCCUGUCUGCCUCAGUGGCAGGAAAACCCCGUGCAGAUGUACGUCCAGACUGAGGACUAAAGGAUGUGCGCCAAGGGGUGUGUGUGCGGAAGGGGGGGUGAUCACCCACCAACUCUGCCACCCUCUUUCUUGCCCAGUGUACCUUGAGCCUGAAUCCUACUUCCUACCUGUCCUCAGGAAGGUCUUUAAGGUCCUAAGACAAAAUGAGCCCAACUGUCUCAGGAAAGUGCUGCUAUACUUCUUUUAUUGUUUCUCUGCUUGCACUCUUGGUCUCAUCAAGAGACUUGCUUCACCAUCCUCAUCCUCCAGAAGAGGAUGUUUCAUCUUGGCAUCUUGAGUUUCCGCAGGCUCUUCGCUUCUAUUUAUGACCGGUAGUUCUAAAGACCAUGGAUUCCAUGAUAAUCUGAUAUCAUCCCAGCCAGGCCCGAACAAAGCUCUUAACUUCUGCUUUGAGAAGCUUUCUAACAGCAAGCGAGACAGGCUGGUAUAAUGGAGAGAGCCCUGAACCAGCUUUGGGUCUAUGGAAAAUCACUAAACUCUGUCUGCAUCUGGCUUCUUAUCCAUGACAUGGGAUGAAAAUCUAUUGUUUGAUGAUGGUGAACGUCUUUGAACACAACCUGCGCACACAUGUAUAUAAGGGAGCUCUUCAGCUUUCACCAGGCCCCAGAGUAGCCUGUCUGCCCACUUUCAUGUGGACAGCCUGAAAACGGAAUCUCCCUUCGGACUCAACCUCCUUGAGUUUAGCAUUCAGUCCUUGUGUGAGAGUAUUUAGUGAACACCAGGGUUGUCCCCAGACAUGGUAUCAAUGAUAGUCCUCAAGAUCCUAGCUCAUCCUAUGUGUCCUUUCUUCUGCCUCUGGAAAGACUCUUGGGUAUAACCUAACCCCAAGAAUGUGGUAUGAAUUCAAACUGGAGGUUACAAAGCUGUUGGGGUUUGGACUUCUUGGUUAGUUUCAUCUUCGAGAACAUUUGCUUCAACCAAAGGAAAAGAUCAUUCCAGCAACCCUACCAACUCCAUAAGCCCAUUGGUUCUUAGCACAACACAGGUGUCUGACUCCUCUGGUCACCUUGGAAUCAAGGCACUGUCAGUGAUCGACAGCUACUGUGCUGAGAGGGCCAUGGCCAGGACCGGCUCCAGUGGAACAGGAUUCCUGAGUGCAGCAGACAGGAUUAACCCAUACUCACUUAUUACCCCACGAACCAGCAUCCCCAAGCUUUCUCAUAAUCUCAUUCCAACCCACCCCGGCCC
Kogia breviceps (pygmy sperm whale) is the source of this 4165-nucleotide messenger RNA. The record is from RefSeq and is a predicted model, not a curated record. Lineage: Eukaryota; Metazoa; Chordata; Mammalia; Artiodactyla; Physeteridae.